This is a messenger RNA of Racocetra persica, 1258 nucleotides long. The record is from the annotation of a GenBank genome assembly. NCBI's taxonomy places the organism in Eukaryota, Fungi, Glomeromycota, Glomeromycetes, Diversisporales, Gigasporaceae.
AUGUCUAUUGCUCUUAAGAAUCUUGAUACCCAUACCAUGGAUUGUCAAGGGGAUGAAGCGAUUACACCGGACCUUUUGAAAUUUUUUUAUUCAAGACUUUUUCCUUACAAAAGCUAUGUCAACUGGUUGAAUUAUGGAACUGAAAACAAUGCCACAUUCAAGACUCGCGAACUCAGUUUCACCUUACCUUCGGAUGCGUAUUUACGUUUUCAAUCAUUCAAUGGUGCUGAAGACUUGAAAACAGAGAUUAUGAAAAUGUGUCCUACAAAGAUUGAUAUUGGCGCAAUUUAUUCAGCUAAACCAAGAGACAAAAGAAGUAUACGAGCAUCUACCUUUAAACCUAUUGAGAAAGAACUAAUAUUUGACAUUGAUAUGACUGAUUAUGAUGAAAUCCGAACUUGUUGCAGUGGUGCAUCUAUAUGCAAUUUAUGCUGGAAAUUUAUGACAGUCGCAAUCAAGAUCAUUGAUGCUGCUCUUAGAGAGGAUUUCGGAUUUAAGCACUUACUUUGGGUAUAUUCUGGUCGACGUGGUGUUUAUUGCUGGGUUUGCGAUGAAAACGCUCGGAAAUUGAGCAAUGAAAAUAGAUCUGCAAUUGUAUCAUAUCUUGCACUCAUAAAAGGUGGCGCUCAAGUAAAUAAGAAAGUGCACCUCAACAAAGCUUUGCAUCCAUCUAUUAGGCGGUCUUUGAACAUCAUCGAGAAUUACUUUGAGGACCUUGUAUUAAAAGAUCAAGAUGUGUUGGGUUCGGAAGAAAAUUGGUCCAAGGUCUUAAAUUGUAUUCCAGAUGAUGAAAUAAUAAAAAAAUUGUCCAAUAAAUGGAAUUCGUCGAGUUCAAAAUCCUCCGUCCAAAAAUGGGAGGAGUUGGUUAGUGAAUUAGAAAAUGCUACGAAUGUUUCAGGAAAAAAGUUUUCAAAGAAAGCCGAACAACUUCAAUUUUGCAAAUUUGAGAUAAUGAUUCAAUAUACUUAUCCAAGAAUUUAUGAAGCAGUAUCUAAACAUAUAAAUCAUUUAUUGAAGGGUCCCUUUUGUGCACAUCCAAAAACAGGACGAGUUUGUGUACCGAUUCAACCAGAAGAUUGUGAAAACUUUGAUCCAUUUAAAGUACCUACAGUUGCUUCAGUAUACCACGAGUUGAAUCAAUAUAUUGAAGGAGAGCGAAAGAUUCAUGGUGAUUACGAUAAAACGUCGUUAAAACCGUAUAUCAAAUAUUUUGAUAAAUUUGUCAGUGGUAUCUUGAAAGAAGUUCGGGAAAUUCGCG